AUGAUCUGCCAGACUCUCUUCGCUCUCUGCGUCUUCUCCGCAGGACUGAGAGUGCAGAGCAUGCCUACAUCAUCCCCCUUGCCUGUUUCUUUGAUGGAAAAGAUUAUCUCGCCAACGCCAACGACCUUCUGGACAAACUCUCCACAGAGCCCUCCCGCCUCCCCCACCAGCAGCACACCCAGCAACUCAGUGCCCCCCAUUACAGUGACAUCCGUACAGACAUCUGUAACCCCCAAAAAUGUUGUCAUGGUGCCCACAGGACAGGAGACCACCUUGACCUUGGAAGAUCCAAAUACAGAUGCCUUAUCAACAAGCAGUGAGGUUCCCUUAACACCCACACCCACAGAGCACAGCUCGGGCACUCCAGAGGCAAGUGUGUCAGCUACAGGGUCGAGGUUCCUAAGUGAGUCUCCUUCACCUACCUAUGCUCAAACUUCAGCCUCCUCACCCCCAGCCCUAUCAACCUCACCACCACCAAUUCUAUCAACCUCACCCCCAGAGGUUUCUUCUGUAUCGGACAACACCAACCACAGUUCCACUGAGACCAGCACCAAGACCACAGGAGCCCCAACCACACGCGAGUCCCCAGCACAGGAGCACAGCUCUGGCCACACCCCCACUUCACAUGUCACGUCGGAGCUGGUGCCCACGGAGAAAAUGCCACAAACAACUGUGCCAGCCAAAGUGACCUGUAUCCUGGUAGAUAUUGAGACCACCACCGCCUCCCCCAGGGUGAUCAUGCAGGAAGUGGAACAUGCACUAAGUUCAGGCAGCAUUGCCGCCAUUACAGUGACUGUCAUUGCCGUGGUGUUGCUGGUGUUUGGAGUUGCAGCUUAUAUGAAGAUCAGGCACUCCUCCUACGGAAGGCUUCUGGAUGACCAUGACUACGGGUCCUGGGGAAACUACAACAACCCUCUGUACGACGACUCCUAA
Pipistrellus nathusii (Nathusius's pipistrelle) is the source of this 933-nucleotide messenger RNA. The record is from the annotation of a GenBank genome assembly. NCBI's taxonomy places the organism in Eukaryota, Metazoa, Chordata, Mammalia, Chiroptera, Vespertilionidae.